AUGACUGGAAAUAAGGGAGCUUACCAGUCCUCCCAGAAAGCUGCGUCCUUUGAGGUCAGAGAUGGCCCUCGACCUCGCCCUGGCACAGGUCAAGUCAUUAUCCGCAACCGCGCCGUUGCCCUCAAUCUUAUCGACACAUGGAUUCAGUCCCGCGGCAACAUGUACACAUGGCUGACAUUCUUAUUUGUGCUCGGUUAA
This is a messenger RNA of Penicillium chermesinum, 198 nucleotides long. RefSeq lists its product as uncharacterized. The transcript has a single exon. Bases 1 to 198 code for a protein of 65 amino acids. The record is from RefSeq and is a predicted model, not a curated record. Lineage: Eukaryota; Fungi; Ascomycota; Eurotiomycetes; Eurotiales; Aspergillaceae.